UGUGUCUUGUGGUCUGUGCAGGCUGUGGGCUGUAGAUUGCAUGUGCAUACUUGCACGAGGUUGAUUGACGUGGCUUAAACAAUUUUGAUGUGUAUUUAAACACGAUAUUUUUGUCAGAAUGGUUCGUAAGAAGAUAGACAAUCGGCUACGCGUUUUGAUAGAAAAUGGUGUUUCUAUGGGACAUAGGACACUGUUUGUCAUUGUCGGCGAGAAAGCGAGGGACCAAGUAGUAUUGUUACACCAUAUGUUAUCCAAGACUGUCGUUAAAGCUAGACCUUCUGUGCUUUGGUGCUACAAAAAAGACUUAGGUUUUAGUAGCCAUAGAAAGAAACGAAUGAAAUCAUUGCAGAAGAAAAUCAAGUCGGGCAAAUUGGACAUUAACGAAGAUAAUCCAUUUGAAUUGUUUGUUAUUUCAACUAAUAUUCGUUACUGUUAUUAUAAUGAGACACACAGAAUAUUAGGUAAUACAUAUGGCAUGUGUAUAUUACAGGAUUUUGAGGCGAUUACUCCAAAUUUAUUGGCACGUACUAUUGAAACUGUAGAGGGUGGUGGAAUUAUUGUAUUUUUAUUGCAAUCUAUGAACUCUUUGAAGCAGUUAUAUACAAUGAACAUGGAUGUUCAUCAGAGAUUCCGUACUGAAGCUCAUAAAGAUAUAGUAUGUCGAUUUAAUGAGAGAUUUUUGCUGUCAUUGGCUUCAUGUACUCGAUGUUUAGUUGUUGAUGACCAACUGAAUGUAUUGCCUAUUUCUUCUCACAAUCUAAGGAUAGAACCUGUGCCUAAAUCAGACGUUUUAGAGGAACAAUCAAGCUUGGAUACUUUAAAGGAAAGUCUGCAGGACACUCAGCCUGUAUCUGCAUUAAUCAAUUGCUGUAAAACAGUCGACCAGGCAAAGGCAGUUCUUAAGUUUAUAGAAUGUAUUUCUGAAAAAACUUUGAGGUCUACUGUAUCGCUAACUGCAGCUAGAGGACGUGGAAAAUCUGCUGCGUUGGGACUUGCUAUCGCUGGAGCUGUUACUUUUGGAUAUUCUAAUAUACAUCUCGACUAUGGUUUAGUGCAAUCCACAAAUCCAGAAUUUAACAAGGCCACUGUCCGCGUAAAUGUAUUCCGAGAUCAUCGCCAAACAAUUCAAUAUAUACAUCCAACAGAUACUCACAGGUUAAAUCAAGCAGAGUUACUUGUGAUCGAUGAGGCAGCAGCAAUUCCGUUACCCUAUGUCAAAGCGAUGCUUGGACCUUAUCUGAUAUUUCUCGCGUCAACUAUAAAUGGAUAUGAAGGUACAGGUCGGUCUUUAUCACUCAAAUUGCUACAACAAUUGAGAACGCAAACUGCUGGGUCAAAUAGCCACAAUGGGAAAAAUGAAAAGGAGCAAAAUGAGAAAACUCUUAUCGGAAGACAAUUGCAUGAACUUACUCUCGACGAAUCAAUACGUUACAAGCCGGGUGAUGCUGUAGAGCAAUGGCUGUGCGAUUUACUUUGCCUGAAUGUUACAAUGCAUGCCCCCAUUCUUUCUGGAUGUCCUCCUCCCGAUAUAUGUCAAUUGUAUUAUAUAAACAGAGAUACAUUAUUCUCUUAUCACAAGGCUUCUGAACUGUUUCUGCAGAGAUUAGUCUCUUUGUAUGUUGCAUCACAUUAUAAAAAUACCCCUAAUGAUUUGCAAAUGAUGUCUGACGCACCUGCGCAUCAUCUAUUCUGUCUCUUGGGACCUGUAGAUUCCAACAAAAAGACUUUACCUGAAAUAUUAGUGGUUCUUCAAAUUUGCUUAGAAGGCCAAGUUAGCAAAACUAGCAUAAACGAUGGUCUCUCACGAGGUCGUAGAGCAGCGGGCGACUUAAUACCUUGGACGAUCGCUCAGCAAUAUCAAGAUGAAGAUUUUCCAAUAUUGUCUGGCGCGCGCAUUGUUAGGAUUGCUACACAUCCUGAUUAUCAAGGAAUGGGCUACGGUAAUCGUGCAUUGCAGCUGUUGAAGCAAUAUUACGAGAUGAAAAUGCCUAAUAUCAAUGAAAGUGUUAUAGAAGAGUCAAUGACAGAAAUAAAAAAUGUUCCCGAUGAAGCAGUUGAUUUAUUACAAGAAACUAUCGAACCGCGCAGUUCGUUGCCACCGCUUCUGUUGAAAUUGAGCGAAAGACAUCCAGAACAUCUGGAUUACAUUGGAGUGUCUUUCGGAAUUACCGAACAUUUAUUGAAAUUUUGGAAGCGAUCCAAUUUCAUACCUGUGUAUUUAAGACAAACGGCGAAUGAUAUAACGGGAGAACAUUCUUGCAUAAUGCUUUGUAAAAUCAAUGUGGAACAAAAUAAUGAUAAGUGGCUGCAAGCUUACUGGAGCGAUUUUCGUCGGCGAUUCCUAAGUCUGCUCUCCUAUUCAUUCAAUACUUAUACAGCGUCACUUGCAUUAAGCAUAUUAAUUAACAAAACAAUAUCACUGGAAUCUGUCACAUUGAGUAAGGAAACAAUGAACGUUUACUUUACAUCAUACGAUUUGAAACGCUUACAAAUGUACAGUAACAAUAUGGCAGAUUAUCAUUUGAUUAUGGAUUUGGUGCCAUCUUUAGCACGUCUAUAUUUCUUAAAUAUGAUGGGAGACACUCAUUUCUCAGCAGUGCAAUCGGCUAUUCUACUUGGCUUGGGCUUACAACAUAAAACUGUCGAUAAAUUGGCAGAGGAAUUGAAUCUCCCAUCUUCACAAUUGCUCGGUCUAUUCAAUCGUAUAAUACGUAAAUCGAUCCAAUAUUUCAACAGAGUCGCGGAAAAAUAUAUCGAGAGUACUAUGUUGCCCAAAGAAUCGACUAAUGAAGAAAUAAAAUUGGAUCCUUUAGGUGGUCAAAAUUUACGCAAGGAAUUAGAAAACGCAGCUAAGGAAUUAAAAAUUAAACAAAAAGCAGAAUUAGAAAAACUGAAGAAAGAAAAUUUGGAGCAGUAUGCUAUCAAAGGAUCGGAAGCGGAAUGGACUAGUGCGUUAUCGGGCAAGCAUAGUAAACAUCUUAUCUCUAUAAAGACUGGUGAAAAAAGAGCUUCAGUAGAUGAUAGCAUUCAAGAAUCUGACAAAAAACAUACAAAGAAGAAAAAAAAACAUACAUAAUUUUAUGUAUAACAUGUAUAACAAAUAAAUAAAUAAAU
Acromyrmex echinatior (Panamanian leafcutter ant) is the source of this 3114-nucleotide messenger RNA. Its product is annotated as RNA cytidine acetyltransferase l(1)G0020. Gene Ontology annotation, molecular function: tRNA binding; ATP binding; 18S rRNA cytidine N-acetyltransferase activity. NCBI's taxonomy places the organism in Eukaryota, Metazoa, Arthropoda, Insecta, Hymenoptera, Formicidae. Gene Ontology annotation, biological process: rRNA acetylation involved in maturation of SSU-rRNA. Gene Ontology annotation, cellular component: nucleolus; 90S preribosome. The record is from RefSeq and is a predicted model, not a curated record.